AUGGAGGAAACAGCUAUAUGGGAGCAACACACAGUGACGCUUCACAGGGCUCCUGGAUUUGGAUUUGGAAUUGCAAUAUCUGGUGGAAGGGAUAAUCCUCAUUUUCAGAGCGGGGAGACCUCAAUAGUAAUAUCAGAUGUGCUAAAAGGUGGACCAGCUGAAGGCCAGCUCCAGGAAAAUGACCGAGUUGCAAUGGUUAAUGGAGUUUCAAUGGAUAAUGUUGAACAUGCUUUUGCUGUUCAACAACUAAGGAAAAGUGGGAAAAAUGCAAAAAUUACCAUUCGAAGGAAAAAGAAAAUUCAGAUACCGGUAGUUCAUCCUGAUCCUGAAGCAGUUUCUGACCAUGAAGAAGAUAGUUAUGAUGAGGAAGUGCCUGAUCCAAGAAGUGUCCGUGGUGGUCUGUCUACCAGAAGGACUGACAAGAGCUGGACAAGGGAUAGAAGCGCAAGUAGAGAGAGGAGCUUGUCUCCCCGAUCGGAUAGGCGGUCUGUGGCUUCCGGUCAGCCUGUCAAGCCCACCAAAGUCACAUUGGUGAAGUCCAGGAAAAAUGAGGAAUAUGGGCUUCGAUUGGCCAGCCAUAUAUUUGUAAAGGAAAUUUCACAAGAUAGCUUGGCCGCAAGAGAUGGCAAUAUUCAAGAAGGCGAUGUUGUAUUGAAGAUAAAUGGCACUGUGACAGAAAAUAUGUCACUCACUGAUGCAAAGACCUUGAUAGAAAGAUCUAAAGGCAAAUUGAAAAUGGUGGUUCAAAGAGAUGAACGAGCAACUCUUCUCAACGUCCCUGAUCUUUCUGACAGUAUCCACUCUGCAAAUGCAUCAGAGCGAGAUGACAUUUCAGAAAUUCAGUCACUGGCAUCAGAUCACUCUAAUCGAUCACAUGACAGGCCCCCUCGCCGCAGCCAGUCUCGAUCUCCAGACCAAAGGUCAGAGCCUUCUGAUCUCUCCAGACAUUCUCCACAGCAGCCCAGCAGUGGCAGUCUCCGGAGCAGGGAAGAAGAGCGAAUUUCUAAGACUGGACCUGUCUCAACCCCUCUAAAGCAUUCAGAUGAUCACUCACCUAAAACUGUGGAAGAAAUUAUAGUUGAAAAAAAUGAGAAACAAGUACCCACUCUUCCAGAACCAAAGCCUGUUUAUGCUCAAGUUGGACAGCCAGAUGUGGAUUUGCCUGUCAGUCCAUCUGAUGGUAUCCUGCCUAAUUCAACUCAUGAAGAUGGGAUUCUGCGGCCCAGCAUGAAAUUGGUAAAAUUCAGGAAAGGAGAAAGUGUGGGUUUGCGUCUAGCUGGUGGAAAUGAUGUUGGAAUAUUUGUGGCUGGCGUUCUAGAAGAUAGCCCUGCGGCCAAAGAAGGCUUAGAAGAAGGUGAUCAAAUUCUCAGGGUAAACAAUGUAGAUUUCACAAAUAUCAUAAGGGAAGAAGCUGUUCUUUUCCUGCUUGACCUCCCUAAAGGAGAAGAAGUGACCAUAUUGGCUCAGAAGAAGAAAGAUGUUUAUCGCCGCAUUGUUGAAUCAGAUGUAGGAGAUUCUUUCUAUAUUAGAACUCAUUUUGAAUAUGAAAAAGAAUCUCCCUACGGACUUAGUUUUAACAAAGGAGAGGUGUUCCGUGUCGUGGAUACUUUGUACAAUGGAAAACUGGGCUCUUGGCUUGCAAUUCGAAUUGGCAAAAAUCAUAAAGAGGUAGAGCGAGGCAUCAUCCCUAAUAAGAACAGAGCAGAGCAGUUAGCCAGUGUGCAGUACACACUUCCAAAAACAGCAGGAGGAGACCGGGCUGACUUCUGGAGGUUCCGAGGUCUUCGUAGCUCCAAGAGAAAUCUUCGAAAAAGUAGAGAAGAUUUGUCUGCCCAGCCAGUUCAAACAAAAUUUCCAGCUUAUGAAAGAGUUGUUCUUCGAGAAGCUGGGUUUCUCAGACCUGUAACCAUCUUUGGACCAAUAGCUGAUGUUGCUAGGGAGAAACUGGCAAGAGAAGAGCCUGAUAUUUAUCAGAUUGCAAAAAGUGAACCACGAGAUGCUGGCACUGACCAACGCAGUUCAGGCAUCAUUCGCCUCCAUACAAUAAAGCAGAUCAUUGAUCAGGACAAACAUGCUUUAUUAGAUGUUACCCCAAAUGCAGUUGAUCGUUUGAAUUAUGCGCAGUGGUAUCCAAUUGUCGUAUUCCUUAACCCUGAUUCUAAGCAGGGUGUGAAGACAAUGAGAAUGAGACUAUGUCCAGAAUCUCGGAAGAGUGCCAGGAAAUUAUAUGAACGGUCUCAUAAACUUCGUAAAAAUAAUCAUCAUCUUUUUACAACUACAAUUAAUUUAAAUUCAAUGAAUGAUGGUUGGUAUGGUGCACUAAAAGAAGCAAUUCAGCAACAACAGAACCAGCUGGUAUGGGUUUCAGAGGGAAAGGCGGAUGGUGCUACAAGUGAUGACCUUGAUUUGCAUGAUGAUCGUCUAUCCUACCUGUCAGCCCCUGGUAGUGAAUACUCAAUGUAUAGCACCGACAGUAGACACACUUCUGACUAUGAAGACACAGAUACAGAAGGCGGGGCCUACACUGAUCAAGAACUAGAUGAAACUCUUAACGAUGAGGUUGGGACUCCACCGGAGUCUGCCAUUACACGGUCCUCUGAGCCAGUAAGAGAGGACUCCUCGGGAAUGCAUCACGAAAACCAAACAUACCCUCCUUAUUCACCACAAGCGCAGCCACAGCCAAUUCAUAGAAUAGACUCCCCUGGAUUUAAAACAGCUUCUCAACAGAAAGCAGAAGCCUCAUCUCCAGCCCCUUACCUUCCGUCUGAAACAACCCCAGCAUCAUCAACCUCUGCUGUUAAUCAUAAUGUAAAUCUAACUAAUGUCCAACUAGAGGAGCCCACCCCAGCUCCUUCCACCACUUACUCACCACAAGCUGAUUAUUUAAGAACACCAAGUACUGAGACAGCUCCCCUAAUGCCCAGGGAUCCAGAGCCAUCCUUGUCGUCGCAUGUAGAGCCAGCAAAGGUCUUUAGAAAGGAUCCAUAUCCUGAAGAAAUUAUGAGGCAGAAUCAUAUUUUGAAGCAGCCACCUGUUGGUCACCCAGGGCUAAGGCCAGACAAAGAGCCUGGUCUGAGCUAUGAGACACAGCCCCUACAUGUAGCGAAACAAGCCAGCAGAGACCUUGAGCAGCCACCAUACAGAUAUGACACCGCCAGCUAUACGGACCCAUUUUCUCGCAACUAUGACCAUCGCCUGCGAUAUGAAGACCGAAUCCCUGCAUAUGAAGAACAGUGGUCAUAUUAUGAUGACAAACAGUCCUAUCAACCUCGACCUUCUUACGAUAAUCAGCAUUCUCGAGAGCUUGACUCCAGGCAGCAUCCUGAAGAGUCAUCAGAACGAGGGUAUUUCCCACAUUUUGAAGAGUCAGCUCUGUCUUAUGACAGUAGACCAUGCUAUGAACAACCACCUAGAACUUCUACCCUCCGCCAUGAAGAGCAGACAACAGUGGGGUAUGAUGUGCAUAGCAGAUACAGGCCUGAAGCACAGCCGUACCCUUCUGCAAGUCCUAAGCCUUCUGAGCCCAAGCAGUAUUUUGACCAGUACCCUCGAAGUUAUGAGCAAGUAUCACCACAGGGAUUUACCUCCAAAGCAGGCCAUUAUGAGCCUCUGCAUGGUGCUGCUAUUGUCCCACCUCUGCUACCUUCAUCCCAACAGAAGACAGAAGCUUUGCCUUUGAACACCAAACCACUGCCUCCACCCCCAACUCCGGCUGAGGAGGAAGAAGAUCCAGCAAUGAAACCACAGUCAGUGCUCACUAGAGUUAAAAUGUUUGAAAACAAAAGAUCUGCAUCAUUAGAGAACAAGAAGGAUAUAAGUGAUACAGUAAAUUUUAAGCCUCCAGAAGUACCGUCUAAACCUCCAAGUGUUCCCAUGGUUGGUCCUAAGCCCACUCCUCAGAAUCAGUUCAGUGAACAUGACAAAACACUCUACAGGGUCCCAGAACCUCAAAAACCUCAAAUGAAGCCACCUGAAGAUAUUGUUCGUUCAAAUCAUUAUGAUCCUGAGGAAGAUGAAGAAUAUUACCGGAAACAGCUCUCAUACUUUGACCGAAGAAGUUUUGAGAACAAACCUUCAGCACACCUUCCUGCUGGCCAUCUUGCAGAGUCUGCCAAGCCUAUCCACUCUCAGAGCCAAUCAAAUUUCUCUAGUUACUCUUCUAAGGGAAAGCCUACUGAAGCUGAUGCUGUGGAUAGAUCAUUUGGGGAGAAACGAUAUGACCCAGUCCAAGCCACUCCGCCGCCACCUCCACUGCCUUCCCAGUACACCCAGCCUGUCCAGCCUGCAGCCAGUGCCUCCCUGACCCUCCACACACAUUCCAAGGGAGUGCAUGGGGAAGGUAAUUCACUAUCGUUGGAUUUUCAGAAUUCUUUAGUGUCCAAACCAGACCCACCUCCAUCUCAAAAUAAGCCAGCAAUUUUCAGAGCAUCGAACAGAGAAGAUACUGUUCAGUCUACUUUGUGCCCCCCAAAAAAUUUCACAGAUAAAACUUCAGUAAAUGGAGCUGAACAGACUCAGAAAACGGUCACUCCAGCAUACAACCGGUUCACACCCAAACCUUACACUAGUUCUGCUAGACCAUUUGAACGCAAGUUUGAAAGUCCUAAAUUCAAUCACAAUCUUUUGACAAGUGAAACUGUGCACAAACCAGAUUUGUCUUCAAAAGCCCCUGCAUCUCCUAAGACUGUUCUUAAAGCACACAGUUCAGCACAAUCUCUUGGGUUUGACAGUGGAGUUGAAACCUUCUCUCUUCAUGCAGACAAGCUUAAAUACCAAACAAACAGUAUCAGCACAGUGCCUAAAGCUGUUCCAGGGAGCCCUUCAGCUGUGGAAGAGGAUGAAGACGAGGAUGGUCAUACUGUUGUCGCCACAGCCCGAGGUGUAUUUAACAACAACGGUGGAGUCUUAAGUUCCAUAGAAACUGGUGUUAGUAUAAUUAUCCCACAAGGAGCCAUUCCUGAGGGAAUUGAGCAGGAGAUCUAUUUCAAGGUCUGCCGAGACAACAGCAUCCUUCCACCAUUAGAUAAAGAGAAAGGUGAGACACUGCUUAGCCCUCUAGUGAUGUGUGGGCCCCAUGGCCUCAAGUUCCUGAAGCCGGUGGAGCUGCGCCUGCCACACUGUGAUCCUAAAACUUGGCAAAACAAGUGUCUUCCUGGAGAUCCAAAUUAUCUUGUGGGAGCAAACUGUGUUUCUGUCCUGAUUGACCAUUUUUAAUUCUUAAAAUAUAUAAACUUGAUUAAAAGAUAUGAAGUUGGGUUACAGUUACUAAAUCUAAAUGGAACCACUCUGUCAAGUAUUACACUUUUCUUAGAAUUGACCCUGCCGUAUCCUAGUGUUAAGUAUUUUAUUCAAACUGAUAAAGGUUAGUGAGCAUGCCCCUGAACUGUGUGGACCGAAAACAUGCUCCAAACUGCAUGUUUGUGAUUGAAGAGCUAUUGAUAAUUUGCUGGAGUUUGAAAUGCGCUUUGCUUUGUAAUGAUUUUGUACUUUUUUAUUGUUACUGCUAACAUCACCUAUGAUUUCCGUUAAAUUACCAGCCAGU
Molecule: messenger RNA, 5542 nt
Organism: Elephantulus edwardii (Cape elephant shrew)
Lineage: Eukaryota; Metazoa; Chordata; Mammalia; Macroscelidea; Macroscelididae
Product: tight junction protein ZO-1-like
Exons: 27
Coding region: 1-5214 (1737 amino acids)
Biological process (GO): establishment of endothelial intestinal barrier; protein localization to cell-cell junction; cell-cell adhesion
Cellular component (GO): plasma membrane; bicellular tight junction
Molecular function (GO): cell adhesion molecule binding
Source: RefSeq, a predicted model, not a curated record